Girardinichthys multiradiatus is the source of this 4626-nucleotide messenger RNA. It is a transcript of the gene dync1li2, whose product is annotated as dynein, cytoplasmic 1, light intermediate chain 2. Gene Ontology annotation, biological process: microtubule cytoskeleton organization; microtubule-based movement. Gene Ontology annotation, molecular function: dynein heavy chain binding. The coding region runs from base 124 to 1593 and encodes 489 amino acids. The transcript has 13 exons. Lineage: Eukaryota; Metazoa; Chordata; Actinopteri; Cyprinodontiformes; Goodeidae. The record is from RefSeq and is a predicted model, not a curated record. Gene Ontology annotation, cellular component: cytoplasmic dynein complex; centrosome.
CCUUUUGCCCUCGGCGCGGCGUCGCAGUCAACGGAUGUAACGUAGAGUCGGUUGCUUGGAUGAAGGCGGUGCUAGCGGUGCCCAAGCAGCAGGGCCUCGCCUUUGUGGGUGUAGAAAGAGAAGAUGGCUCCCGUUCUGGAAAAACAGCUCCCGGGUGCAGCCGGACCGGGCGACAAUAACAAGGAAUACGAAGAAGGACAAACCCUUUGGUCCUCCAUACUUAGUGAAGUUUCAACCAGGUCGACUUCAAAGUUGCCAUCAGGAAAAAAUAUCCUGGUAUUUGGUGAGGAUGGAUCAGGAAAAACGACACUUAUGGCCAAACUUCAAGGAGCUGAACACAACAAGAAGGGGAGAGGACUGGAGUAUCUUUACUUGAGCGUCCAUGAUGAAGACCGAGAUGACCUGACUCGCUGUAAUGUGUGGAUCUUGGAUGGAGACCUGUACCAUAAAGGCCUACUAAAGUUCGCUGUCACACCUCAGUCGCUACCUGGCUGCCUGGCUGUGCUUGUUGCGGACAUGUCGCGCCCCUGGACCAUUAUGGAGUCAUUGCAGAAGUGGGCCAGUGUGCUCCGUGACCACUUGGACAAGCUAAAGAUUCCUCCGGAGGACAUGAGAGAGAUGGAGCAGAGGAUGGUAAAAACCUUUCAAGAGUACACAGAACCAGAGGAUGCCACCCCAUCCUCCCCACGGCGGGCCCCGACAUCAGGGGAAGACGAGGCCGUUGUGCUGCCACUCGGGGACAACACACUCACACACAACUUGGGCAUUCCAGUGCUAAUAGUUUGCACAAAGUGUGAUGCAGUCAGCGUACUUGAGAAGGAGCAUGACUUCAGAGACGAGCACUUUGACUUCAUCCAGUCCUGCAUCAGACGAUUCAGCCUACAUUAUGGUGCUGGCCUGAUCUACACUUCAGUCAAAGAGGAGAAGAACGUGGAUCUGCUCUACAAAUACAUAGUACACAAGCUGUAUGACUUCCAGUUCGUCACACCUGCCUUAGUGGUGGAGAAGGAUGCAGUAUUCAUUCCGUCUGGAUGGGAUAAUGAGAAGAAAAUUGGAAUUUUGCACGAAAACCUCACAACAGUCAGACCAGAAGAUCCGUUUGAAGAUUUCAUCACUAAGCCUCCAGUUCGAAAGUUGGUUCAUGACAAAGAGAUAAAUGCAGAGGAAGAACAAGUAUUCCUGAUGAAGCAGCAGUCUUUGUUAGCAAAGCAGCCAGCAACACCAACAAGAGGAGCAACAGAGUCUCCUGGAAGGACAGCCUCAGGGUCUCCUAGGCCAGCAGGUCGGGCCGGUCAGCCAAGUGCAACCAGCUCACCAAUGGCUUCUGUCAAAAAGCCUGACCCUAACAUGAAAGCUGGGGCUGCUAAUGAAGGAGUUCUGGCCAACUUCUUCAACAGUCUGUUGAGUAAAAAGACUGGAUCCCCAGGAAGCCCGGGAACUGGAGCAGUUGGAGCUGGAGUUCAAGGAUCUGCCAAGAAAACAGGGCAGAAGCCGGGUUUGACUGACGUCCAAGCCGAGUUGGACAGGAUGACUCGCAAACAAGACCCCGUGGUUUCAGCUAACAACAUAUCGCCAACAGAGAACGAAGCGUGAAGGCAACAAAAACGGCUGCGUCGUCCACUGCAUUAAUAUUCUGGAAAAAUAUAUGUACAUGUGAGCAUAAAAAAAAAAAUUGACCAAAUUCCCAGCGCCUGUAUCAGUCAGCACACACUGUCACAGUUUCACCAAAUGAGCUUCAGAUGCGAUCAGACGGUGAGAUGGGAUGAGAGAAAACACUGAUGGCUCUCUUAAUGAGAUGAGGAGGUGCAGAGGGCUUGGCUUUAUUUCUGUCUUCUCUUCAACUGUAAAUGCUAUUUUGUGAGGGAUGUCAGUUAAUGAAAAUGUGUGCACACUCCCUGGCAGUCAGCCCGAUGCGCUGGGCUGCAGGCCCCCCGGUUUCUGGGGUAAAACUCUGUCCUUCCGGGUUCUGAAGAGUGAAAACAUAAUCGGCCUUGUGGCCCCCUGGUUCAGCUUAUCUCAUGGGAGGAAUUUGGUUUGCAAUUGGAAAGGAAUUUAAAUGUUAAGAAAAGUAAGAAAAACUUGCAAAUAUAUGUAAAAAAAAAAAAUGUUGGAUAUGAUACUGAUGUAUUUAUACAAAUUUCCUCCAUUUUUAUUUUCUGCACCAUUUCUUGGUUUAGGAAAACAUUUACCUGUAUCACAUAACAUGUUAAAAAGUCACUGACAUCAUGACACUAAUAUGACAUGUCCACACAGCUGAUAUCAUAUCAUCUGCCCUGCUCACCUCGAAGGAUUUUGUGAUAUAAAAGCAUACACACAAUAUUCAGGUUAACUUAAUUUUGUACAAAAAAUGCGUUUCUGUCCAAAUAGUGAAAAUAGCUCCUUUGACUAAAUGAAAGUGGAUAAGAUUUCUGACAGGCUUAGAGGUUGCAGCAGAGUUGCUUCUUUAGCUAAAGGUUUGUAUAUUUAGGGAGGGGGUUGGGCAGCAUCUUUCCUACUAUAACUCCUAAGUGCCUCGCACAGUUAGUCGUUUGUGUCGUAGUAGAGGUGCUUGUCUACACUAGAGGAAAUGCACUGUAGCACCACUGGUUCUAACGCUUCUGUUCUUUUUUUUUUUUUUUUUGUCCCCCAAAUAAUUUAUUUUUGUUUUUGUUUUUUGGGCGUUUUUUUUGUGAGUGUACAAAAACCUCUGUUCUGUUUAUUUUUCAGAAAUAAGCUUUCUGUGGCCUCUUUAAUAACGUUUAAUAGAGUAAAUGCCUUCAAGUGUACUGGCUGCUUAUAUCAAGAAGGAAAACGGUGAGAGCGACCAUGGCUGAAACCGUGAUUCGCAGCCAACAUACAUUCAGUUCUAUGCUGUGCUUUGAACAAAACAAAGAUAUCCUAUCCUUCAGUGAUGGACAGCACUUUUCCUCCUCUGGUUUCACGUUUUCUUCACGCUGUACUCUGCAUGUCAGUUAAAAACAUUCCCGUUUUCUACGUGAGGUCGGAGAAACAAACACAUCCCUGUAGGAAACCUGUUUGUCCAGUUGGGUCUUUUUGUUGCUUUAGUCCCCAUUUAAAGUGACAAGCUUUUGCCUUCAAUGUACAGCUAACAGUUUGUCGCACUACUUUGUGUGUCCUUAAGGGGUGGCUUGAUUUUUCUUCUGUCAUUAAUGUUUUGAUAUUUGACUCGCAGCAGGUAUUCUGUACCAUAUCAUAAAAUCUGUAAGUUUUCUAGUUUGUUACCAUAAUCCAAAUGAAUUUAGCACCAACUCCUUAUGCAAGGCCCUGCUUAAUCCUAUGGAUAAUAUCCAGUGUGGAGUGGCUUUUACAGAAUUACAGUCUGGGGAAAGCAGCUGUUUGCUACUAAAGUGAGGCGAAGGGGAUGAAUGAACUGGUGGGAACUGGAACUUGUAACCAAAGAUGAAUAUCAGUCACUACUUUCUGCAUUUGUAUGUCUUCCAUUAGAUUAACCAGUGGCCUUUUUCUGCUACUCUUGCAUGAAGCUUUUGCAUUCCACACAUCAGACCUGCCUUUAAACCAUUAACACUCUGGAAAGUGUUGGGAAAAGUGUUUUGGGGGGAAAAAAGGGGCUCUCCAGUAUUUUGUUGCUGUAGAUUUAUAAAAAAACAAAUCUCUGUAAGCCACCUAAAGAAAAAACGUUUGGCCAACAGGGUUUAACUUUUUAUUUACGUAAUUCCGAACUGUAAGGGAAAAUCAAAAUUAUUACUUUGGUCAGCAGUCUGCUUUUUGCAUUACCUGAAUCAUCAUGAUUAACUACUUUAUUUUUACUUUGCUAAAGAUGAAGCUCUUAAGGUUUGUUUUUUGUCUAUAGUUGGACUGGAUGAAGCACAAUUUAUGAUCAACCAGAAGCAGCUGUCACAUGGUAAAUAAGCACUUCUCUCAAGAUAUUUAUAGAAGUUUCCCAUCUCUUUUUAUUUAUUUUUUUAUCUAAAGAUUAGAGUAAAUCCCCCUUUUAGAAAAACGGGUAAAGAAGUAGGUAGUUGUUAAAUGGGAUACCUUGAACUUGAUGAAAAGUACAUUUUCUGGUUUUUGCUCAUGACUUCCCCCUUGUGUUUACUUUUAGUUGAGCAUGUUUUUCCCCCAAGUAAGGGUUUUGCCUUUCUGAGUUUUCAGUUUUAAACGGAUGCCUCUACCCUGACUGAACACCCUGAUUUGUUUUGAUGAUACACGGCCACGCCGGCAUAAUUUAGGCAUUUAUCUGAGUGGACUGAAAUGCUCUCAUGCUGCUUGGUGUCAAAGUCGCACCUAUUCUUUGUUGGAAAUUACUUGUCGCUUCGACCAUUUCAAAGAAAAUUAAGAGAAAUUCACUUUUGUACUCCGAUGUGAGCGGAAAUCAGCUGCCUCGUCACAUCCUAACUGAAUGGCCUUCAACCACUAUUGACUGUCUACAUCUAUGCGAGACUAUAAGCUUCUGCUUCCAGUCCUUUUAUAUUCAAGAUAUCAAUACAUUUUUAAGCACAUGGCUGGCUCUUUUGUGUCCUGGAAUAAUUCAGAAGGUUGAUUGUAUAUUGUCUUUAACACAAUUCUGUAGCCUCCAAGCUGCCAUGUGGAACGUAGCUUCUUAUGCUGACAAAGAUAAGGAAAAUGUUUAUCAAACCCCUGGCUUCAAUAAAACCAAGAAUCCAA